AUGAAAAUAGUAAGAUGCCUGUGUGCUGACACAGCCUCUCGCGUGGUGGUGAUGACAGGUGCCGGCAUAUCAACCAGUGCAGGCAUUCCGGAUUUCCGUUCUCCAGUCACUGGAUUGUACGCAAGUCUUGAAAAGUUUAACCUUCCAUAUCCUGAAGCUCUUUUUGAUAUCAAGUAUUUUCAAAAUAACCCAAAACCAUUCUAUACGUUGUAUUCUGAACUCUAUCCGGAUGGUGCCAAAUAUCGACCAACUUUAACGCAUUGCUUCCUACGAUUGUUGGAACAGAAAGGAAAAUUAUUGCGAGUUUUUACGCAGAAUAUUACUAAACUAACACUAGUCGAUGCACUCGAACAGCUUGUUGGACUUACACAAGACAGUAUCGUUGAAGCCCAUGGUUCGUUCGCUAAUGCACGCUGUGUAAAGUGCAAAAGACGAGUAGAACAAAAAUGGCUCGAAAAGAAAGUAAAGAGUGGCAUUGUGGCAAGAUGCGAGAAAUGCCCCUUGCACGAUGACGUUCUAGCACCACCCAUCAAGCCAGAUAUCACAUGUACGUUCUUUUAG
Malassezia sympodialis ATCC 42132 is the source of this 561-nucleotide messenger RNA. The record is from the annotation of a RefSeq genome assembly. NCBI's taxonomy places the organism in Eukaryota, Fungi, Basidiomycota, Malasseziomycetes, Malasseziales, Malasseziaceae.